GCCAAAGCUGUGGUAGGUAUUGAUCUAGGGACAUCCAACUCAGCAGUAGCAGCAAUCAGGGAUGGCCAUGCGCAGAUCAUAGAGGGAAUUGACGGCCCUGUGACACCUUCAUGCGUCGCUCUCCUGCAGGUGAAUGAACUGCAUUCUUCAUUACAGCACAGAGACACGGUUUUGGUGGGCCAAGCCGCGAGGCGGCAAGCCGCUGUGAAUUCCUUGAACACAUACUCAUCAGUGAAGCGUCUACUGGGGCGGCGGUACAGCCAGAUCCAGGAUGAGCUACAGCUUGCCUCAUUUGAAGGCAGGCAAUCAGCCGACGGAGGUGUGGAGCUGUUGUGCCCCUCAAGGCAGACAAUCUUGUCUGCAGAGCAGAUCUCAGCUUUCAUUUUAGAGCGGCUGGUGAAGCAAGCGGAGGAAGGUUUGGAGGAGGAUGUGGAUGGAGCAGUCAUAGCAGUGCCAGCUCACUUUGAUGACAGGCAAAGGAAGGCCACCCUGGAAGCAGGCCGCUUGGCUGGCCUGACGCGGCUGCAGGUGCUCCAUGAGCCCGUGGCGGCUUCCAUUGCUUAUGGGCACGGCAGAGGGACUGAGGACUCCUUGAUCCUGGUGUUUGAUCUGGGUGGCGGCACAUUUGAUGUCAGCCUGGUGGAGUGCUUCGAGGGGUGCCUGGAAGUGAUUGCCACUGGAGGCGAUGCCAGGCUGGGCGGCAAUGACUGGGACAGCAAGCUCAUGCGAUGGGUUAUGCAGCAAGUCCCUGGUGCAGAGAGCAGGUGUAAGGAUCCUGCAGCGCUGCACCGCCUGCUGGAGGCAGUGGAGUCAGCAAAAAGGAGGCUCUCUUCUGAGCGUUCCACCGAUAUACAUCUGCCAUUCUGGGAGGGCCAGCGCAGCUUAACAGUAGACAUCAGCCGGCAGCAAUUUGAGGAAGCCACCGGCGCCCUGCGCGCUCGGCUGUGGCCUCCCCUUGAGCAGAUCGGUCGCCAGGCAUUUGUGGAGCCACAGGCGCGGCGCAUCACACAGGUGGUCAUGGUGGGUGGCGCUACAGCCAUGCCACAGGUGCAGGAGUUUGUCCAGGCAGUGACUGGCAUCCAACCUCAGGCACUGAUUGCUGUUCAGGUCACUGUUGACCCUGCGCUGUGCGUGGCUUUGGGUGCGGCAAUGUAUGGAGGGGCUCUGGAGGGGACACUC
This is a messenger RNA of Coccomyxa subellipsoidea C-169, 1179 nucleotides long. Its product is annotated as heat shock protein 70. Gene Ontology annotation, cellular component: cytoplasm; chloroplast. The annotation marks the transcript as partial. The record is from RefSeq and is a predicted model, not a curated record. NCBI's taxonomy places the organism in Eukaryota, Viridiplantae, Chlorophyta, Trebouxiophyceae, Coccomyxaceae. Gene Ontology annotation, biological process: cellular response to unfolded protein; protein refolding. The transcript is spliced from 8 exons. Gene Ontology annotation, molecular function: ATP-dependent protein folding chaperone; ATP binding; heat shock protein binding.